AUGCACACUCUCAUUCGGUCGAAAUCUGAUGCCAAAGCCAUAUAUUGCUCGUUCAUCUAUGCUGAAAAUAAGUAUCAACUUCGUAGGGAUUUAUGGGAUAACCUGAAUAGACAUAAGUUUUUUGUGGCUGAUAAGCCGUGGAUUGUGCUAGGUGACUUUAACUCGGCUUUCUCACAAGAUGAUUGUUUAGUUGGGUCGUCUAAUAUGUCGAUCGGAAUGCGCGAAUUUGCUCAUUGUGUUCAACAAAAUGAGUGGAUUGAUAUUAAAAGCCAUGGUAUGCAGUUUACUUGGAAUCAAAAACCGAAGAAUGGUGUAGGUAUUUUGAAGAAAAUUGACAGAGCCAUGGGCAAUUUACAAUUGCUAGAUGAUUAUCCGGAUGUGUUUGUCUUCUUUCACCCUUUUCGGGUAUCGGACCACACCCCGUGUAUUGUCAAGCUUCAGAUUCUCAAAAAUAAUAGCCAGAAACCAUUUAAAUUUGCGAAUUUUCUGGUUAAAAAAGAUGGUUUCUUGGAGAAGGUGGCUAGUGUUUGGUCAAAGCCGGUUCGUGGAGUUACGAUGUACUCAGUGGUGAAGAAAUUAGCGAGUUUAAAGUCUCCCAUGAGACGGCUCCUUUUCAUGCAAGGUAAUAUUCAUGAGCGCGUUAUUCUGUUAAGGAAAAAGCUAGAUGAGAUUCAGUUGGCUAUUGAUGCGAACCCACUAGAUGUAUCUCUUAGGGAAGCUGAAUCACUAUGUCUUCAUGAGUUCCAAUCGGUUUCGUAUGAUGAGGAAUGCUUCCUGAAACAGAAAUCUAAAGCAGAUUGGCUAGCCGCUGGUGACUCAAACACCAAGUUUUUUCAUAAUAGCGUCAAGAUGAGGAAUGCAUACAUGAAGAUUCAUAGCAUUCAUGAUAGCUCGGGUGAUUGUUUCUAUGGUGAUGACGUGUAUGGAGUAUUGGUGUCUCACUACUCUAAGUUCUUGGGUGUGCAGGAUCCGGUGGAUUCUUUACCAGGUAAUCUUAAUUUUCCGAAUGUUUUGGAUCCUAAUGUUGCGAGCAAUAUGGUUCGUCCAGUCACUGAGGAGGAGGUUAAAAAAGCAAUCUUUUCUAUUGGUGAGAACAAGGCACCAGGAACAAGUUAA
Messenger RNA from Helianthus annuus (common sunflower), 1116 nucleotides. RefSeq lists its product as uncharacterized. The transcript has a single exon. The record is from RefSeq and is a predicted model, not a curated record. Lineage: Eukaryota; Viridiplantae; Streptophyta; Magnoliopsida; Asterales; Asteraceae. Bases 1 to 1116 code for a protein of 371 amino acids.